AGUGCUUGGUACAAACAAAACGACAGCCUCAAUCUUAUGGCGAAGAAAGUAGCAAAACCACAGACGAAGUGGCCUCAAAGACAUGCUUCUGAGCAAAGCUCCUCAACCAGAGCUCUCUCCUUUCCCUCUCCCUUCCUCUAGCCCUAACUCUCUUCUCCUUGCCCUUCCUAUGCGCGUCUCUCAUUUCUCUUCCCUCCUCUUCCUCCGCUCUCUUGCCCUCUCCCACCGCCGCCAUGGGUCCUGCCUUAGCCACCGCUUUGUUCGACCAAUCUCCACUUCCCCUCUGUUCUGCGUCACCGUGCCCCGCCAAUUCCCGUCGGUUUCUUCUUCUUCCAGUACAUUUGUCGAACAGUUGGAGAACGAACCAACGGAGGAAGAGGAUGCUGGGGGUUUCGAUAGUUUCCCUGAAAGUGAGCCAUUUGACUCCGAUAAGAAGUUCUCCUCGGUUGAUAUGAAGCACCUUUCGGCGCCGGAGCUGGAGAUUAAGGAACUCGAUGAACUUCCCGAGCAGUGGCGAAGGUCGAAGCUGGCGUGGCUGUGUAAGGAGUUGCCGGCGCAUAAGACGGGGACGUUGGUUCGGAUACUGAAUGCGCAGAAGAAGUGGCUGACUCAGGAGGACACUACUUACUUAGCGGUCCAUUGUAUAAGGAUUCGAGAGAAUGAAACUGGAUUCAAGGUGUACAAAUGGAUGAUGCAACAACAUUGGUAUAGAUUUGAUUUUGCUCUUGCCACCAAACUAGCUGAUUACAUGGGUAAGGAACGGAAGUUCUCAAAAUGUCGGGAGAUAUUCGAUGAUAUAAUCAAGCAGGGGCGAGUUCCUAGUGAGUCUACAUUUCACAUAUUGGUCGUUGCUUAUCUUAGUGCUCCCGUUCAAGGUUGCUUAGAAGAAGCAUGUAGCAUCUACAAUCGAAUGAUUCAAUUAGGAGGAUACCAGCCGCGACUUGGCUUACACAAUUCUCUAUUCAAAUCUAUUGUUAGCAAACCUGGAAGCUCUGCAAAACAUUAUCUGAAGCAAGCUGAAUUUAUUUUUCACAAUUUGGUAACAACUGGGUUUGAGGUACAUAAGGAUAUAUAUGCUGGCCUAAUUUGGCUACAUAGCUAUCAGGACUCCAUUGAUAAAGAAAGGAUAACAGAGAUAAGGAAAGAGAUGCAUCAAGCAGGUAUUGAGGAGGGCAGAGAAGUGCUUGUGUCCAUCUUGAGAGCUUGCUCAAAGGAUGGGGAUGUGGAGGAAUCAGAAAAAACUUGGUCCAAAGUUCUCAGUCUUGGCGGUGCUAUUCCAUCUCAGGCUUUUGUGUAUAUGAUGGAGAUCUAUGGAAAGAUUGGAGAUCCUACAGAAUCAUUGAGUAUACUCAGAGAGAUGAAGGAGCAUUUGGGUUCAAACAAUGCUGUGGCAUAUCAUAAAAUCAUAGAGAUUUUAUGUAAAGCUCAAGAAAUUGAACUUGCAGAAUCCCUCAUGGCAGAAUUCAUGGGAAGCGGUUUGAAGCCUGUUAUGCCAUCUUUCAUUUAUAUAAUGAAUAUGUAUUAUAAUUUAAGCUUUCAUGACAAAGUAAAGUUAGCCUUCACUCAGUGCCUUGAGAGAUGUCAACCUAGCUGUACCGUUUAUAGUAUAUACUUGGAUUCUUUGGUCAAAGUUGGUAACCUAAGCAAAGCUGAGGAUAUCUUUUGCCAGAUGCAGAAUGACGGUGCUAUUGGUGUUAACGCUCGGUCAUGCAACACCAUAUUGAGCGGAUACCUAUCAUCUGGUGAUAAUGUGAAGGCAGAGAAGAUAUAUGACCUGAUGUGCCAAAAGAAAUAUGACAUCGAAUCGUCAUUGAUGGAAAAGAUUGAUUUUGUCCUCAGCUUGAGCAGAAAAAAUAUUAAAAGACCAGUAAGCAUAAAGCUUAGCAAGGAACAACGAGAGAUCUUGGUGGGUCUGCUGCUAGGAGGCUUGCAAAUUGAUUCAGACGAAGAGAGGAAGAAUCACAUGAUCCGCUUUGAGUUCAGAGAAAAUUCUGUCCCGCAUUAUCUAUUGAAGAGGCGUAUACAUUACCUAUAUCAUGAAUGGUUGCAUCCUUCGUGCCAGGCCAAUAAUGGUAAUGAGGAUGUACCAUAUAGAUUUGUCACCAUCUCACACUCUUAUUUUGGAUUUUAUGCGGACCAGUUUUGGCCAAAGGGGCGACGCACAAUUCCAAACUUGAUCCAUCGGUGGCUGUCUCCAUGUGUUCUUGCAUACUGGUAUAUGUAUGGGGGACAUAGGACCUCAUCUGGAGACAUUGUGUUAAAGCUCAAGGGUAAUGAGGAUGGUGUUGAGAAGGUUGUUAAAAGCUUGAAGGCAAGGUCCCUGGAGUGUCGAGUGAAGAGAAAGGGAAGUGUAUAUUGGAUUGGUUUCCUGGGAAGCAAUUCAACCUGGUUCUGGAAACUAGUAGAACCGUAUAUUUUAGAAGACUUGAAAGACUCUCUUAGACCAGGUGGUGAAACCUCAAGCAAAACUACACUUCAAAUUGAAGACAUGAGCUUCCAGAGUUCAUCUGAUACUGUUGAAAAGGGUUCUGAUUUAAGUGAUGAUGGGAACAUUUAGUCUUCUGUUGGAAACUUUGAAGUAUAUUUCAAUGAAUUCACAUUAGGUUUGUGUAGGAUGAUUAUCGGAGUUCCAUAUUAGCAGGUUCAGAAAGCUUGGACGCUUCUCAACUAAUUAUAAAAUGUUUCAUCUUGGCAACUUCGGGAGGUGUACAUAUUUACAGAAUGAGCAAAUUUAUAAAAGCAGCCUAAUGGAGUAAUCUUAUUGCUCUUUUAGUUUUA
Messenger RNA from Humulus lupulus (European hop), 2778 nucleotides. RefSeq names its product pentatricopeptide repeat-containing protein At2g15820, chloroplastic. The transcript is spliced from 2 exons. The record is from RefSeq and is a predicted model, not a curated record. Gene Ontology annotation, biological process: photosystem I assembly; mRNA cis splicing, via spliceosome; Group II intron splicing. NCBI's taxonomy places the organism in Eukaryota, Viridiplantae, Streptophyta, Magnoliopsida, Rosales, Cannabaceae. Gene Ontology annotation, molecular function: endonuclease activity; protein binding. Bases 83 to 2557 code for a protein of 824 amino acids.